This is a messenger RNA of Alexandromys fortis (reed vole), 2285 nucleotides long. RefSeq lists its product as uncharacterized. Bases 92 to 1117 code for a protein of 341 amino acids. The record is from RefSeq and is a predicted model, not a curated record. The transcript has 2 exons. NCBI's taxonomy places the organism in Eukaryota, Metazoa, Chordata, Mammalia, Rodentia, Cricetidae.
CUUUCUGGGAAGAAGCCUACCUGCUGCAUCUAAAGGGACCGGCAGGACCCCGUGUGGAUCCCUGAACGACCUAUCAGGCGAGUGCAGAACAAUGAGGAUCAGGAGACUGGCGCUGAUUAUACUAUGGCUCAUCCUACUGAUGAUCCUGAACGGGCAGACGGAGCUGAGAUGGGGGAUUCUUUCCGUGUUUCCACGACCAAUGCCAAUUCGUCAUGAUGCUAAGUUGUUUCCCCUUCUGUUUAGUAGUAAUAGAAGUCUUGAUGUUCUCUAUUUGCCAUUAGAAGCGGAUUUAGCCCCCAUAGGAGAAAAUAGAUCCUUUAACUUAGAAGGGACCUUAUGUUUUUAUAUAGUCCAUAAUAUUUCUGAAGCAUCUUCCUGCAUUCCCUUGUAUAACCAAACAGCUGGUUGGUUUGACUUACCCCCGGAUUCCGGUGGCCCCUGUCAUUCAUCGAAUGCCACCUGGGUAUCAGGAUGGUGGCCUGCUAAAAUGAGCGAUAGUAUUCCUCCACGCCAACCGAAGAGGGCUCCCUAUUGCUGGGGAGUAAAUCGGGGAGAAAUCUGGCCUUGGACUGGUUGUCAGUCCCACACGGUAACGUGGGUCGAUAAAGCGCAACGUUUUUCCUUUUCCCCCGGGAUUAGCACCGGGUUUAAUAAAAGUUUUCCAGGGUCUAAUUUUAGUGAUCAAAAUCCUUUUCAAAGCUAUGUGUCUAAUCCUUUUGAUAAUUGGCUACUGUGUGGAAUUAAUGGUAGCUGCAUGAAUUUGGAACCCAUGAUUAUGAUUGGGGGAGGGGUUCAUGGUGUUAGCCAGUUUACCUGGAGCACUUCUCGCCCAUGGGGGCCUGGCAGCCCUAAGUCCCCUCAACUCCAAACAGUCAUGACCCCAGAAGGAGUUGCUGCCGUAUUUUCAACACAAACAGGCUGUUCGAGUGAAGGAGCCAGAGCAGCUCAUAAUAUUACUUAUAAUUCCACCCCUGUUUGUGUUUAUCCUCCUUUUCUGUUUAUUGUAAGCAGAGCAGAGCCAACUUAUUGUGAUAAUGAUAGUUGCUUUUAUACCCAAUGUUGGAAUGCCAGUCAAUUUAAAUAUGCGAUUGUCACCCGUAUGCUCCUCACACCAUGACUUCAUUCAGAAAAAAAAAAAAAAAAAGAUUUUGGAAUUACCGCUGCCAUCAUAACUGCCAUUUCCUUGGCGGCGGCUGGAGCUAACACGGCAGCUAUUGCCAUGAGCCAUACUGUGCAGACUGCUGCAGACUUUGAAUAAUCUUUCAGCCAAUGUUGCAUUGGCCCUGGAUGUUCAAAAAGGUAUUAAUGCAUAAUUAAAAGGAGGAUUGAUGGUAAUUAAUCAAAGAAUUGAUUUGGUACAGGAGCAAAUUGAUGUUCUUUGACAAUUGGCUCAACUGGGCUGCCAAUGGAAAUAUGCAGGGCUUUGUGUGACUAGCAUACAAUACGAGAAUUUUACCCAUGCUGCAAAUUUAUCUAAACAAUUAUCUAGUUAUCUUUUAGGUUUGGACUGUAGAAUUUGAUGCCAUGAUGGAACAGCUCAGGGUAGCCAUUGUCACCGUGAAUUCUACCCGGGUGGAUGCCGGAAUGGCUGAAGGACUUUCUACCUGGAUCUCAGCAGCGAUGAACCAUUUGAAGGAAUGGGCGGGUUUAGGAGCUAAGCUGGUCUCAUGGUGAUAGUCUCCCUGGCUUGUCUGUGGUGUAUUUGUAGGAUUAGAGGCUCUCAGAGUCGCGAUGCAGCCAUAUUCAUUCAAGACUUUGCAGCCCUAGAGGCUGGCCAAUCUCCCCAUGUAUGGUUAGCUACCAUGAAACAUUAAUUUGACGCAUUCAGGGUGCGAGACAAGGCACUGCACUCAAGGAUGGCUGUCCACCAACCUUGAGAAGAGCAUGCCUGCUGCAUGUGGGUUGAUGCCCAAGACCCCACCUCUGGAAAAUGGCAUCGAGCUGAUCUGGUACUCUCUGCGUGGAAGACACUCAGGGAGAAUCAGUGCAAGGCUCUUGGUUCACAGAGAGCAGGCCACUACUCUUACCUGUAGCGUUAAAACAAAAAAAGGGGGAACUGUGGAGAGCUGGUUUCUGCCCAUCACCCCCUCAUAAUAAUGUGCUCUAAGUCACAUACUAUCCCAUACAUCAUGGCUAAGACUGAUAAGGUGAUCUAAGUUACAGACCAUUCCAUAUAUGGCCUACACUGAGAAUGUGGCUUGCUUUCAUGUACCUAGACCUAUCCGCAUUUCCCACGUAGCUUGCUGGGGCUGGCUGACCAGGGGCUACUUUAGCUGUGGGUUGGC